Messenger RNA from Papilio machaon (common yellow swallowtail), 2225 nucleotides. RefSeq names its product ornithine decarboxylase 1. Gene Ontology annotation, cellular component: cytoplasm. The record is from RefSeq and is a predicted model, not a curated record. The coding region runs from base 586 to 1923 and encodes 445 amino acids. Lineage: Eukaryota; Metazoa; Arthropoda; Insecta; Lepidoptera; Papilionidae. The transcript has 10 exons. Gene Ontology annotation, molecular function: ornithine decarboxylase activity.
UGACACAUUCAUCAGUUUCCCGCCAUUUGUUCGACGAGUGACAGUCGUUGUUUGUGUUCGGAAACCGGCUUACAUUUUUUUAAAAAUCUCUUUGUAUCAGUUCAGCUGAUACGAAUUCAAGUUGAAGUUCUUAACUAGUAGUCAUUAUUUAGCAACAACCAGGAGGUUGUUGCUUAAAGGUCAAAAAAAGCUUUGAGAAUUACGCUAUCAAAGGGAGCACCGGCCUUGUCCGGCGCAUCUGGCUGUGCCGGGCGACGAGCGCCCGCCUGCCCCCGCCCGCCGCGCUGCUGGCGCCGCGCGCUCAACGUCGACCCGCCCUGGCAGCGAGCACGGGCCCGCUGACGCCACACCACGCGAUACACCUGACACCUGUGGACUAGCGCUAGUGGGCCCCCACCACCGGCCUCUGUUACGUGACACCGACCCCCUGUGCGCCAAAAACUAAGCGCCAAGGGGACAUCGCUUUCCUAUCUACUGAAACCUCACACAUCGAGGUUACGAUAGCCGAAGUCUACAAUAUCUAUAAAAAAGACGACAAAAAACUUCGUUCUAAGGACACCGAAGCUUAUCAAGAUACCGAGUAAAAUGAAGGUGAUUGAAGACGAACAACGCGUGCGGGUGAUGGAAGGACCAUGGACCCCGGAGGCGGUGAUCAAGGAGAUCGUGGAAGAGGGUGGGCAUGAUGAGCCCUUCUACGUAAUGGACCUGGGCGAGGUGGUCGCCCGGUACCAUCAUUGGAAGGAGCUUAUGCCCAGGGUCGAACCAUUCUACGCUGUGAAAUGCAACGACGACAAGUUGUUGGUGAGCACUUUGGCUGCUCUGGGCGCGGGCUUCGACUGCGCAUCCAAGGCCGAGAUAGAAAUGGUCACCGGUCUCGGCGUACGACCUGAACGCAUUAUAUUCGCGAAUCCGGCGAAGCUGGCGUCUCACAUCCGCUACUCGUCUUCAGUUGGAGUCGACCUGAUGACCUUCGACUCUGAGACCGAGCUCGUCAAGAUCAAGCAGCACAUGCCGCAUGCUCAGUUGGUGGUUCGUAUCAGAUGUGAUGCUGCGGCUGCUCGCUGUCCUCUUGGCAUCAAGUUUGGUUGUGACCCCGUCACUGAAGCACCACGUCUUCUCAAGCUGGCAGCUGUCUUCGGACUCAGGGUGGUUGGUGUAUCUUUCCACGUGGGAUCUGGUGCAGAGGAGAAUGGUGUGUACGCUCGUGCCAUACAGUACUGCCGCGCAUUGUUCACUCUGGGUGCUGCAGCUGGACACACCAUGCAUCUGCUAGACCUUGGUGGAGGAUUCCCCGGACACACUGGCUCCAGUAUACGUGAGACAGCUCAGGUGAUCAAUGCAGCGUUGGACGCCAACUUCUCUGGUUGUGAAGUCCGUGUCAUUGCGGAGCCCGGCCGGUACUUCGCCUGUGCUGCAUACACCCUCGCUACCAUGAUCUACGCUAAACGAGAGGUGCCUGCGAAGGAGGACGACGUGGAGGAGACGCACACAAUGUACUUCAUGAACGACGGCGUGUAUGGCUCCUUCAACUGCUUGUUGUACGAUCAUCAGGAGGUCACUCCUGUACCGCUAAACACGGUGGAGGGCACUCCUCACAGCUCGUCGUUCUGGGGUCCGACAUGUGAUGGUCUGGACUGUGUGGUGCCGCGCAUGCGCAUCCCCGCACUGCCGCUGGGCGCAUGGCUCGUGUUCCGCGACAUGGGCGCCUACACCAUACCCGUAGCUUCCUCCUUCAAUGGAUUUCCCGUGCCCAAGGUCCGAGCAGUAGUAGAUCGCCGUCUCUGGUCCGUACUGAAGGAACUCUGGCCCCUCACAGAGAACCAUUUCGUGGUGGCACCUCCGGCACCUGUGGCCCCUCUGGCACCAGUGGCACCUCCGCCGGAACCUCAUCGUGCAGUAUUCGUGGAAUGCGCUCUCAAGUGAGCGGAUAUGAGGCUGCCGUUCAAUGAGCUUACAGGCCUAUAAUCAAUAUAUUUUUUAAAUCUCUUGUCUCUGUAGAUUUUUACCGUGAAGUUUCAUUGUAGUGAUACAUGUAUUGAAACAUGUUGUCUCAAUUUUGUCAAAGAUGUCUAAUUUUAGUCCUGUUUCCCUUCUCACCCUUUUUUAUCAGGAAAGGAUGGGAAGGGGAAGUGGAUUUAGCAGAAGAGGGGAUGCAUAAGAAAGAGAAAUGUCCUCUUUCUGUGCGACCUCUUCUCCGUUGAUUAAAGGUAGGCAACGCAUCUGCA